AUGGGGGGCCGAGAUGGGCACCGUUUGUGUGGCCGCCUCCCACUGGACGGCGCCGCCACGCUCCCGUCCUUUAUCCUGAAGGUCACUAGGCCGUGUCCUUUCUCAGACUGCCCGGCUGCGGGCCACUCGCACAGACAGGUGGCCCUGGGCUCUUUGUGUGUCAGCGAAGAACACGGGGUGUCCCUGGGCCACAGCGUGUGUGGUGUGUGUCGUGCCGCAGGCCAGCCCGCCCACGCUGGCCGGGACGGUGUGAGGCGACAAGUGGCUGCCAUCCACAAGUCCCAUAAAGAGACCGGAAGGCCCACUGUGUGUUUCCACACCGUGUAUGCCACGAAGUACUUUGAUCGACACAACUCCGUGUUGACGCUCGGCCCGAAUUCGGGAGCCAGCCACGGGCGCGCUCGCUUUGCUGUCUGCGAGUCCGAGGUGCUCACGGCGCCCUGGGGCGGGGGUGGGGGGCGCACGCGCAGGCCCGGGUGUCGGCCCCGCGGGCCGGCUGACCUCUCCCCUCUGCCCUCCGCCCCCAGCCAGCAGCGCUCCAAGUCGGAGAUGCUGUCGCGGAAGAACUUCGCCGCCGGGGUGCCGGCCGUGUCCAUGGACGAGCUGGCCGCCUUCGCCGACUCGUACGGCGCGCGCGCCCGCAGGGCCGACGGCGACAGCCACGAGGCGCGGGCCGGCGGCCGCUUCGAGCGCCCGGAGGCGCACGCCCUCGGCGGCUUCUACCCGGACGACUCGCCCGAGGAGUACUACGGCCCCCGCAGCCGCGGCCGCGAGCCCCUGGGCGACGCGGGCCGCGCCUGGGCGCCCAGCCCCCCGCCGCGCCGGCGGCCGGACGACGCGCCGCUGCCGCGCCUGGUGAGCCGGACGCCGGGCGCCGCGCCCAAGUACGAGCACGCGCCGCGCGCCGCAGGCCUGGAGCGCCAGGCGCGGCCCGAGGGCGCCAGCCGCGGGGGCAGCCUGGAGACGCCGUCGCGCCUCAGCGCGCAGCUCGGCCGCCGCAGCGCCUCCUACUACGCCUGGUCGCCGCCCGGCACCUACAAGGCGGCCUCGCCGCAGAGCGGCGACGACGACGACGACGACGACGACUCGGCCGACGACGCGCUGCCGCCCUACAGCGAGCUCGAGCUGAGCCGGGGCCCGUCCUACCGCGGCCGCGACCUGCCCUACCCCAGCAACUCGGAGAAGAGGCGCAAGAAGGAGCCCGCCAAGAAGCCC
Hyaena hyaena (striped hyena) is the source of this 1215-nucleotide messenger RNA. RefSeq names its product immunoglobulin-like domain-containing receptor 2. The annotation marks the transcript as partial. The transcript has a single exon. The record is from RefSeq and is a predicted model, not a curated record. Lineage: Eukaryota; Metazoa; Chordata; Mammalia; Carnivora; Hyaenidae. Gene Ontology annotation, cellular component: membrane. Gene Ontology annotation, biological process: pancreas development.